Microplitis demolitor is the source of this 964-nucleotide messenger RNA. It is a transcript of the gene Pban, whose product is annotated as PBAN-type neuropeptides-like. The transcript is spliced from 3 exons. The record is from RefSeq and is a predicted model, not a curated record. Bases 416 to 964 code for a protein of 182 amino acids. Lineage: Eukaryota; Metazoa; Arthropoda; Insecta; Hymenoptera; Braconidae.
CUCGUACAUUAAAUUUAUAUAGAACGCCUCUGGGAUUCAUUGAGUAUGGACGAUUGUAAGUCUAAAUAAAAUGGAGACAAAUCACCAGCUUGUCGAAAUUGCACGCGGGUGGUAUUUUCAAUACCUUGAUCUUUUAUACGCACACUUAGACACCUAUUGGGUUUUUCCCGUGAAGAAUAGGGACAGAAAGAAAUAAAUAAAGAAAGAAAGAAGGCAAGAAAAAAAGGGAAAGAUUGUUUCAACAAACACCGAGACAAAGUUUACACUGUCAGAGACAGGAACGUGAAUAACCUCGGGGAUUUCGCACGUGUUUUAUCCACCCUCCACCCUUAAUCUCAUCCGGGUGCUAUAAAACCUGGAUCUUCUGCUAGUCCAGUAUCACUUGUCCGAAAGCAUUCUAACGGGAUAGACCAAGAUGUCUGUGUUUGAAUCAAACUUUGGUUUCGGUGUUGCGAUUCUCUUCCUGGUGAUGAUUAUCACCCAGGUGUCUGGUGACUACGACGGCAGUGUUGAGAACGACAGUGGAUUAUGUUUAGGACCUGACUGCGCAGAUCGACCUAGUAACGGAGUUUCGGGCGCUAUGUGGUUUGGACCAAGACUGGGACGUCGACGUAGAUCUGGGCCAGUGUCUCAUGUUAAUGAUGAUGACAUCAAUACUAUCGCUGAUGCAAUAAACUCUGGUCCUUGGGCUCUGGUUUCUUAUCAGGGUACGGGUGAUAAGAGACACUCGACACAAUUCACACCAAGAUUAGGCCGUGAACUAGAAGACAAUUUACUCCAGAGAUACUUAGCACUUGGUAAAGACAACGAGCUGUAUCAUCUAAUGGACACUCAGAUAAAUCCAGAGCAUCGUCAAUUAUCGCUUCCGCCACCGCCUCUAUUUGCACCACGUCUUGGCCGUCAGUUACCGUUUAUGAAUUCACCUCGACUGAGACAUCUGUUGCAGAAUUCACGGAAUUUUUGA